Messenger RNA from Sabethes cyaneus, 2667 nucleotides. RefSeq names its product BAG domain-containing protein Samui (gene stv). The coding region runs from base 465 to 1421 and encodes 318 amino acids. Gene Ontology annotation, biological process: protein stabilization. Lineage: Eukaryota; Metazoa; Arthropoda; Insecta; Diptera; Culicidae. The transcript has 2 exons. Gene Ontology annotation, molecular function: adenyl-nucleotide exchange factor activity; protein-folding chaperone binding. Gene Ontology annotation, cellular component: membrane; cytoplasm; cytosol. The record is from RefSeq and is a predicted model, not a curated record.
CGUCAAUCGCGACUGGCAGCUUUUUGCAAAGAUCCUGCUGUUUUCAAAGUUGAUUAGUGCUGUCGAAAUCCAUAAUUUUUAACAACCUGUUUCCUUGUCAUACAUUUGCUCGCCGGAACGAGCAAUCGAACAAAUUUUGGUGUUGAAUUAUUGGCGCUAGAAGUGUGCAAAAUUAUUCCAAUCGGACAUCAGUUUCCGAGGAACGAAGCACAGUAGUUCUAGAACAAACUCGUCACCUCUCGCUCGCUGUAGUGUGGGGGUGAGGUGAGUAUUCGUGAGUGAGUGUGAGGAGAAAUAAGUGUAUAAAGUAGCAGUGUGGGAGCAGCUGGUGCGGAAAACCCGUGCUAGGAAGUGCGAAAUUCAAACACACGUCGAACGAGCAGAGAGCGCUGAAAGUUUUCUUCGGGAAAUAAAACGAACAACCAAGAAGGAAAAUCUGACGGAAUAAGAAGAUCAUCGUUUCAAUGUCGCAACAGGAGCAACCUCAGCAAUCUCAGCCAACUGUGCGGCAUAUUCCGAUCUUCGUCGAGGGAAGAUCGGAGCCGUUGGUAAACAAAAUUCCGGACAGCCAGCCAAGCAACAAUUCGUCGACCAGCUCGAUGCCGGAACCACCCCGAAUGGAGAUGCCAUCUCACAAUACCAGUGACUUUUUCAAACAUGGAUCUCUGUUUGACCGUGCUCGAGAUUUUCCAGUGCGAACGUUUCCCAAUUCAACAUUUUUCAACAAGAGCAGCCCUGCCCGGGAAUCAUCCCCGGCUAGACAAGUUCCUAUCUUCACCGAUAGUGGAUUUACCACGACGACAAUGCCUCUAUCACAGCAGCCGCCAUCUCGGGGCUCCUCGCAGCCGCGACAAACGCCUUCGCCUCCGAGCGCUGCCCAACAACAAACUCAGUAUCAGCAACAACAGGCUAACCGCUACCAACAGCAAAAGCAACAAGAACAGGAAGCCAAACAACAAACGACCACUGCCCAUGAUCAGCCAGAUGCACAGGCGAAACCGCCACCAGCAGCAGCUCAACCGGCUGCCAACGAUCCGAUUAGCAAAAUUCAAAAGAUACAGCGGGAUGUGUUGGCAAUCUUCGAUCAAGUCGAACGGUUUCAGGGCGGAAAGGACGGUAAACGUGACAAAACCUAUAUCUAUCUGGACGAGAUGCUAACACAGAACCUUCUCAAACUGGACUCGAUUGAUGCGGAGGAUCAGCCGCAGAUAAAAUCCGCCCGGAAGGAAGCCAUCAAGAGUAUAAACCACUGUAUUGCCGUCCUGGAGGCCAAAGCCGAAGCCGGCGUCGUCGAACGAACUGACAGCAACGAACAGGUGCCUAACGGAACGACCGAUCGGACCGGCUCCGGUGCUUCACUUUCCCACUCUUCGUCCAACCAAUCUAGUCAACAGCAGCAGCAGCAACCUGAGCAGCAGUAAAAUUUUCAACACUAUCCUAUCUAUGGGGCUUCUCGUUCUUGGUGUGAUACUUUCGCCGGUUGUAACUACUUUCUUAUCUUUCGGAGUUGAUUAUCUUGAAGUGGCAUUUUCGAGGUAAUCGUACCAUGGCAGCAUACCCACGAAAUAUUGACAUAACCGGUUAAUACUAUAUUUUUUUAAACAAAAAUCAAGAGAAAAUUGCAGUUAACGAUCGAUAUGCCAGGAUGUGUGUAUGGCUAUGAACUUGAAAAAGGCUUUUUAUUGGAAAUGCAUGUUACAAAAAUACUAACAACAUAUAAUUUUAACUAUGAAGUUCGGCCAGUGAAUGUAUUGUUCAGGUAAGUUUGCAACUUGUUUAAUAAAAUUUCAUUGUCAACGUGUAAAUUUCAAGAUCUUUUGAUAAACCUAUCCAAGGUGGUUUAGAGAUUCACAUUUUUGAAUUUAUCCAUUUCAACAUAGUUUAUAUGAAAUAUUAAUAAACGUGUUUAUAAGCUUACGGGUUAUCACGUUCAUUUGUUCGAUUAUGAUCGGCUACCAAAAUAAUUUUGCAAUUGUUUUCGAAGAUUCGCUAUAUUUCUGUGAUGCUGUCCAUUGUUUUUGUUACUCGAUUCUGCAGAAAUACCUAAGCAUUCAAUCCAUUGCAACAUAAGUUUCAACAUGAGGAAACUGGAAACCUGUUGUAUAUAAUACUUUGCGUAACAAACUGCUAAAAUACCGGCAAGUAGAUGUAGGUAAAUAAUCAAUAUUGCCUGCUUUCGUCUAUAGCUUUUGACUGUAUUCAAAUUUAUUUUGUAAUCAUUUGCAACAUUGAAAAUGUCAUAUUCAUAUUUCUUCUAUGCCCUUCAUUUUACCACGGAUUUUUUCCAACGCUGUCCUCAUUAUUUUUUGAAAUUUUCCAAUGCUUGGCUGACUUAAACAUAAAACUCAGUUCUGAAUGAGUUUCUCAUUGCGAAUUUACGUAGAAAAAAGCUAUCUAACAAGAAACUAUACCCGUAGAAAAGCAAACCGCUUAUAUAGAAAAGUCUACUAUUUAUUUUUGCUCGUUUUCACAAUUCUUAUUAAUUUAAUUGCCAUCAUUUAUGACGUCAAUUCCCUAUAAUUAUGGAACUAGUUUGCCGAACCGUUGAAUUAGGGUAUUGCAUACACAGUAUAGAAAGAUAGACCAUCUAGAAAAAAAGAAUAAAUUAAUAACAAUACUUGUAAUCAAAAUAAUUGACUUGAAAACAUAAGCCUAAAACAUAAUAAA